Molecule: messenger RNA, 3478 nt
Organism: Brassica rapa (field mustard)
Lineage: Eukaryota; Viridiplantae; Streptophyta; Magnoliopsida; Brassicales; Brassicaceae
Product: histone-lysine N-methyltransferase, H3 lysine-9 specific SUVH7-like
Cellular component (GO): nucleus
Molecular function (GO): protein binding; zinc ion binding; double-stranded DNA binding
Source: RefSeq, a predicted model, not a curated record
CAUGUACUGGUUGUAUUUUUCUAGAAUGAUUAAUCUAAUUGAUUAUUGUUAUGUUAAUUUUGUUUUUCGACAUGCUUUGUUUCUCUUUAUCAACGAAGAAAGAAAAAACAAAUUCUUGUUGUGUUCUUGGCAAAUUAUUAUCCAUUAUCUAUCUCUCCAGCAAUAUGCGAGUAUCAGUUUUACAUUUGAAGCUGUUGGAAAUUUUAUUCUAAAAUUUGUUGUAUAUACAAAUCAGAUUUCAGAAUAUAUAUAUCUCUAGUAUACAACUUGUGCGUAAAAAUGUGUAUGGUUCGUGUAAUGGCUUUCUUAAAUAAUUAACUAAGAAUAUGAGAGAUCCUUCGAGAUCAAAAAAAUAUUAUUAGGUUUGAGUGUAUGUGUAACGUUAAAAACAAUACCGUAAUUGUAUGUGUACAAACUCAUGACUAUGAAGAAAAAAGAAUUGUAAAUAGGUGCUUCAGAUUAUAGUACUGUGCCACAAACUACUGCUUGGGAUAUUGACUUUUUCCAUUAUUCAUGUUCUACGUUUCUAUCUAAACGUUAUUGCGUAUAAUGAAUUUGCUAGAUAUGAUACUAUAUUAGUAAUAACAACAAAUUUCUCAAACAUGUAUGUGAAACAGAUUUUUUUUUAAUUCAAUGACUCAAAACAAAAGAACAGUCAGAAGUUUGGUAAUUUUUUGAAAGUUUAUCUCAAAACCAUUCAGAUUUUGAAAGUUAUAUAUAGAUAUAUGUUAUAUUAUUCUUAUUUAAAAUGGAAGAAAAAGAUUUUUUAUGUUCAAGUCAAAAAGUUUUAAGGCAAAACUGGUAAUACCAUUAAUGGCUAUUAUUAGAUUCAAUGAAUAAUACAAAAAAAAUCUAAGGUUGUUUAUGAGUCAAAAUCUUAGACGGUUAAGAUGAAUUAAGCUAGAUCUAAAGGCUCUUAUUCUUCUUGUAGACAACACCCUAUCAUGUUGAAAUCCUUUUAAAUAGAGGCUCUCUCUUGUGCUGUUCUUCACUACCAACUAUCAAUAAUCAGUAUACUAUUUGUUACUUCAACAUAUUCUAUCAGUAUAGUUUUUCCUGUUUCUCCAUUCACCGAUCUCUCUUGUUUCUUCUUUUCUUUUGAAAGCUGGGCUACUUCUCAUUAUUUCUUGUCUUUCAAAGGACAUAUUUUUACAAUGGAUGAGUCUACUCCAAUCGAAGCUACACCAUUCAGCUAUCUAAUUCCGAGCUUUGCUGACGAUGAUAACCAUCACAUGGAGAACAUCCCAUCACCAACUUCUCAAGUGGUUACACCACUUCAAACUGUUGAUGACGAGACCUCUUACACAACACCACCUCCCAUUCUUCAAGCCUCACCGCUUCAGCCUGCUAAUGAGGAAAACUACAACACACCAACACCCUAUCAACCUCUAUUACUGGCCACACCACUCAGCUUCAUUUCACCAUCUGAUGAAUCCAACACUGCUGCUGUCGAUCCCAACAUGGGUCCUAUCAAAAGAGGACGAGGCCGACCAAAAGGUUCAAAGAAUUCAAAGCCGUCCAAGAAGAAGAUGGAAACCUCUCAUCCCAACAAUGAAGUGGUUGUAUCUGGUCACAAUGAUGAAACUCACAACACAUCAUUCUCCCCUCAUCCUCCUCUAAUGGCCACAGAUCUUCAAGCUAUUGUACCAUACGAUGACUCCAACCACGACUCUUUGGCUGAUGAUGAUGCUGCUCCGAGUAGUGAUCCUCUUAAAAGAGGACGGGGCCGACCAAAGGGUUCGAAGAGCGCCAAGACGCCUGUGAAGAAGCUGAAACCCCAUAAUCCCGACGACAAAAUAUUUUGUCCCAGUUUUGACUCGAUGAUAACCGAAGAGGAGAAAGAAAAUGGGAAUGAAGAUCUGGUGGACUCCGUUCGGAUGCGUUUCAACGCCGUUUGUCGUCGCUUAGGCCACAUAAGCUGCGAGAAAGCUGUGGUCACAACUGCCUUCAGUAGGUUUACCAAUCUGGGUGUCAGAACUAACAAGAAGAAGAGAAUCGGUCCGGUUCCAGGGGUACAACCAGGAGAUAUAUUCUACUUCUGGGGAGAGAUGUGUUUGGUUGGACUUCACACUCAGAUGCCUGCUGGUAUCGACUAUCUACUAGCGAAAGAUGGUGAAGCAGAAGGCUUAACAACAAGUGUCGUUACAUCAGUAGGACACUACAACGACAAAACGGACGAGCUUCAUACUUUGGUAUACACCGGGCAAGGAGGAACGUGUAAGGAUGGUAAACCUAGAAAUCAAGACCUUGCAAGAGGAAACCUAGCGUUGGUCACAAGUCAGAAAAGAGGAAAUGAAGUUAGAGUGAUUAGAGGUGUAGAGGAUCCGGGCGAUAAAAAAGGGAAAGUAUAUAUCUACGAUGGUCUCUAUGUGGUAACCCAUUAUUGGAUAGAGAAAGGGACCACCGGCUUUGAUGAAUUCAAGUUUAAUCUCGUGAGAAAACAAGACCAGCCUUCUGGUUUCGCCACGUGGAAGUUAGCUGAAGAAUUGAUGAAGUGUGGUUCGAGUAAUCGGUCGAGGAAGGGUUUUGUGUUUGAAGAUAUUUCUCUUGGAUUGGAGGCGUUGCCAGUUCCGAUCGUGAACGAGAUCGAUGAGAACGACAAGGAGUGGCCUCUAGACUUCGACUACAGAGCCUCUCCAGAAAGUUUGAGUAUGAUGAUCGUUCUGAACCAUCAAUCUACUGGAUGCAACAACACUUGUCAAGGUGGUCAGUCAUGUGGAGAUCCGACGUGUCUUUGUAUUCAAAGAAAUGGCGGCGAGUUACCGUAUGAUAACCGCAUUUUACUAUAUCGUAAACCGAUGAUUUACGAAUGUGGCGAAUCCUGUUCUUGCCCCGCGGACUGCAAGAACAGGCUAUCUCAAAGCGGUUUGAAACUCCGGUUGGAAGUGUUCAAGACGGAGAGCUGCGGUUGGGGGUUACGUUCGUGGGAGCCCAUACGAGCCGGGACUUUUAUCUGCGAGUUGGUUGGCACAGCUAAGAGAAGAGAUGAGAUUGAAGAAGACGACGAGUACGUCUUCGACACCUCUCGAGUUUACAAAAGGUUUAGGUGGAACUACGAACCGGAACUUGUGGGUGAAGACUGUUGGGACGAAGUCUCUGAAGUUUAUAAACUUCGGUCGGAAAUAUUGGUCAGUGCCAGAGCUUUUGGUAACGUUAGUCGGUUCAUGAACCAUAGCUGCUUGGCUAACGUUAUGUGGCAGCCUGUUGAGUUUGAAAAGGAUGGCCAACCUUUGGUUCGUAUUGCCUUUUUUGCAAAGAGACAUAUACCUCCGUUGACAGAGUUGAGAUACGAUUAUGGAAUGUCUUAUGAUACUGGAGAGGUUGAUGAAGGUGGAAGCAGGGUUUUUACAGGUAAAAGGGCUUGCUUGUGUGGUUCGGAAAAUUGUCGUGGUUCUUUUGAGUGAGGUUGAACAUUUUUAUUAUUAUUGUUGUUGUCUUUUUAUCUGUUGUUUUGAUUAUUGUGGUCUUGUGUUUCCUU